This is a messenger RNA of Rhea pennata, 6938 nucleotides long. It is a transcript of the gene PRDM15, whose product is annotated as PR/SET domain 15. Gene Ontology annotation, molecular function: RNA polymerase II cis-regulatory region sequence-specific DNA binding; protein binding; DNA-binding transcription factor activity, RNA polymerase II-specific. The transcript has 25 exons. Lineage: Eukaryota; Metazoa; Chordata; Aves; Rheiformes; Rheidae. Gene Ontology annotation, biological process: regulation of DNA-templated transcription. Bases 122 to 3664 code for a protein of 1180 amino acids. The record is from RefSeq and is a predicted model, not a curated record.
GGGCUGCUCCUCCCGACGCGCUGCUCGUUGAGCAGAAGCUCCUCGGAGAGGCCGCGGGGGUUGUUGCACGGCUCGAGGGUUUAAAGGCGUGAUCGACACGGGAGAAGAUGGGGUUUGAAAAAUGGCUGAAGAUGGCAAUGAGGAGACAAUGUUUAUUUGGUGCGAAGACUGUGGGCAGUACCAUGAUUCAGAGUGUCCUGAACUGGGCCCAGUGGUGACAGUAAAAGACUCCUUUGUAUUGAGCAGAGCCAGAUCAUCUCUGCCUUCCAAUUUGGAGAUAAGACAACUGGAAGACGGGACUGAAGGUGUGUUUGCCCUGACUCAGCUAGUGAAGCGUACCCAGUUUGGCCCAUUUGAAUCCAAGAGAGUUGCCAAACUGGAAAAAGAAUCAGUUUUUCCUCUGAAGGUGUUCCAGAAGGAUGGGCCCCUACUGUAUUUUGAUACCUCAAAUGAAGAUGAUUGCAACUGGAUGAUGAUGGUGCGACCAGCCACCGAAUAUGAACAUCAGAACUUAACUGCCUUUCAGCAUGACAGUGAUAUUUACUUCACCACCUCCCGGGACAUUCCACCAGGAACUGAGCUGCGAGUGUGGUAUGCAGCUUUUUACGCCAAAAAAAUGGAAAAGCCAGUGCUGAAGCAGGUCACUAGUAUUGCCAAUGAUAUGUGCCUGGUAGUAAUGGAAUAUGAUAAGGAAGGGAACAAAAUCUCUUCAAAGCCUUCAUCUGCUGUCUUCCCUCAUAAAAAAGCGAAGAAAUCCAGCAUACCAGUAGCUGAUACAGCAAUGAACACUCCAGAAGGCAGUGGAUCUGCAGAAGCAGAGUCCAGCCAGUGGACGUGUAAAGUGUGUUCAUCUGCUUUCCAGGAGCCUCAGCUACUGACGGAGCAUUUGCUGAGUCACCUGGAACAAGCCAAAGGUGCCCCCCAAACAAGCCAAAAUGAGGUUGUUCCAGAGAAAGCAACAGAGACUCCCUCUGUGGAUCAGCCCACAGUUUGUGAUAAAACUACUACUGCCAGUGCAGACUCAAGAAGGAAGGCCAGACGGGGAAGAAAGCCAAAAACAGCAAAAGCAGAAACACCCCUUGUCAUUGUUAAAGAGAAAGAUCCUGCAGUGGAACGUGUAGCUGAAAUUGUAACUGAGGUCCCACCUGAUGAGGUAGCCCUACCUUCAGCUGCAGAAGAGAGGAUUAUGGAAUUGGUUUUAGGAAAGAUGCCUAGCACCACAAAUAGCAUCAGUUCAGUGACAAAUAGGUUUGCUCAUCACCAAAACACCAUGUCCCUCAAAAGAAGUUUAAUUCUCUCCAGUAGACAUGGUAUACGUCGGAAGCUGAUAAAACAACUUGGGGAGCACAAACGAGUCUAUCAGUGCAGUAUCUGCAGUAAGAUCUUCCAGAACAGCAGCAACCUCAGCAGGCACAUCCGUUCUCAUGGUGACAAACUAUUUAAGUGUGAGGAAUGCGCAAAGCUGUUCAGCCGUAAAGAGAGCUUGAAGCAGCAUGUUUCAUACAAGCACAGCAGGAAUGAAGUUGACAGUGAGUACAGGUACAAGUGUACCACAUGUGAAAAGGCCUUUCGGAUAGAGAGUGCAUUGGAAUUCCAUAACUGCAGGACAGAUGACAAGACAUUUCAGUGCGAGAUGUGUUUCAGAUUCUUUUCUACAAACAGUAAUCUCUCAAAACACAAGAAGAAGCAUGGAGAUAAGAAGUUUGCAUGUGAAAUCUGCAAUAAGAUGUUCUACCGAAAAGAUGUCAUGCUGGACCAUCAAAGACGACACUUGGAAGGAGUACGGCGUGUGAAAAGAGAAGACUUUGAGCACAGCACGGAAAACAUGGUUCGCUACAAGAAGGAGCCUUCAGGAUGUCCUGUGUGUGGGAAGGUGUUUUCAUGUAGGAGCAAUAUGAAUAAGCACCUUCUAACACAUGGAGACAAGAAAUACACCUGUGAAAUCUGUGGACGUAAAUUCUUCAGGGUGGAUGUCUUGAGAGAUCACAUUCAUGUCCAUUUUAAGGACAUAGCGCUAAUGGAUGAUCACCAGAGGGAAGAGUUCAUUGGUAAAAUUGGAAUCUCAUCAGAGGAAAAUGAUGACAACUCUGAUGAAAGUGCAGAUUCUGAGCCUCACAAGUAUAGCUGCAAAAGGUGCCAGUUAACUUUCGGCAGAGGGAAAGAGUAUUUGAAGCACAUAAUGGAUGUGCACAAGGAGAAAGGCUAUGGCUGUAGCAUUUGUAAUCGACGUUUUGCGUUGAAGGCAACUUACCAUGCUCACAUGGUCAUUCAUCGGGAGAACCUACCUGAUCCUAAUGUGCAGAAAUACAUCCAUCCAUGUGAAAUCUGUGGAAGGAUAUUUAACAGUAUAGGGAAUCUGGAAAGACAUAAGCUUAUACAUACAGGUGUAAAAAGUCAUGCUUGUGAACAGUGUGGCAAAUCAUUUGCUAGAAAAGACAUGUUAAAAGAACACAUGCGAGUCCAUGAUAAUAUCAGAGAAUACUUGUGUGCAGAAUGUGGCAAAGGAAUGAAGACAAAACAUGCACUUCGGCACCACAUGAAACUUCACAAGGGGAUUAAAGAAUAUGAGUGCAAGGAAUGUCACCGCAAAUUUGCACAGAAAGUGAAUAUGCUGAAGCAUUACAAAAGACACACAGGAAUCAAAGAUUUCAUGUGUGAGCUCUGUGGGAAGACAUUCAGUGAGAGAAACACAAUGGAGACUCAUAAGCUGAUUCAUACAGUAGGAAAACAGUGGACAUGUUCGGUUUGUGAUAAGAAGUAUGUCACUGAUUACAUGCUCCAGAAGCACAUCCAACUCACUCAUGACAAGGUAGAAGCCCAGAGCUGUCAGCUGUGUGGGACAAAGGUUUCUACCAGAGCAUCCAUGAGCCGACAUAUGAGGCGUAAACAUCCAGAGGUUCUUUCAGUGAGAAUUGAUGAUUUAGAGCAGCUGCCAGAAACUACGACCAUUGAUGCCUCCUCGAUUGGGAUUGUUCAGCCGGAAUUAGCUUUGGAACAGGGAGAGUUACCAGAAAGUAAACAGCAUAUGAAAGCUCCUAAACGUGGCCAGAAACGAAAGCAAAAGCCAGGUGAGGAGGAGGAAGCUCAAGUGCCUGAGGACCCUGCCUUCAGUGAAUACACAGAGAAGGAAGCUGAAUUCACAGGAAAUGUCGGCGAUGAGACUAAUUCAGCAGUACAGAGUAUUCAGCAGGUGGUCGUGACCCUCGGCGAUCCAAAUGUCACAGCCCCUUCCAGUUCCGUUGGGCUGACAAAUAUCACUGUUACCCCCAUUACUACAGCAGCUGGAACCCAAUUCACAAACCUGCAGCCAGUGGCUGUGGGCCAUCUGACUGCACCUGAACGCCAGUUACAGCUGGACAACUCAAUUCUCACUGUGACAUUUGAUACCGUCAGUGGUUCUGCUAUGCUGCACAACCGCCAAAAUGACAUUCAGAUCCAGCCACAGCCAGAGACAGCCAAUCCUCAGUCUGUAGCCCAUUUUAUAAAUCUGACGACGUUAGUGAACUCUAUUGCUCCUCUAGGGAACCAGAUAACAGAACAGCAUCCUCUGACAUGGAGGGCGGUGCCCCAAACUGAUGUCUUGCAGCCCCAGGCGCAGCCAACGCAACAGCAAUCAGGACAGCAACAGGUUCAAACAGAGCAACAACAGAUGUAUAGCUACUAAUUUAUACUUGAAAAAAAUUUGAAAUGGACAGUACUUAGAGACAAAAACACAAACAUUUGGAAAAUUUCUAAUAGGAUUGUUUGCUGGAUACCAAACAGAGAUGUGAAAAUGUUUAUACAAUGAAAUGUAAGCUAAAAUUGGCCUAGUACCCUGCAACACCCUAAUCUCAAGAUUCUCACAUCAUCUCUAGAUAUUGCACUGUCUUUAAAGAAAAAAGAGGAAAAUGAAAAAAAUCUCAUACUAAAUUUAGCACCCCCUUGCACUGUGUAUUUUGUGCAGUAAGACUGAGAUACAACAGGAGCAUCACAAUACAUCUUAACCAAAGCAGGGAAAUCCUAAAUGAUAUGACAGUGAUGAUUUACAAAACCCUUUUAGCCAUAACAUGUCAUUUCUUUCCAGUCUGGUAAUUAAAUAUGGAGACCUUGUUCACAGUGAGCUGGAAUGCACUUGUGGCCACCUUGUAGAGACUGAAAUGUAAAGUCACAAAUGGGCAAAACAAUAAUUGUCUUGGUUUUUUUCUUCUUUAGGUCUUGUAUCUAACAGCGUUGGUAAAGUAGGUGGAGGUUGGGACUUGGGGUGGGGGAUGAGUGUGGUGUGGAAGAAAAUGUAUCCAAUUUCACAAACUUUCCAUGUAAGCGAUGGGAAAAACCCUGUACCCAUAACACAGUGUUAGUACUACUUGAAUCAGAUAGCUGGUCUAAUGCUAAAGCAACUUUAAUGGUCUUCUAGCCAGGUUUGAUGCAAAACAGUUAUGAAGUGAAACCAGAAUGUGAUACAAUUUUAUGUAAUUUUUCAAAACUGCUCUUUGAAUAUUGCUUUUAGCUAAUAGGCCUGAAGAGCAAUCAGUCCCUUUUGAUCAAGUUCGGGAUGUGAAUUUUUAUCAAUUAGUCUUUCAUUGUGUAAUAAACAUUUGAGAAAGCAUUUUUAUAUAUACAUAUAUAGCCUUUGUAUGUUACUAUGUGUUCCUGGUGAAUAUUUGUGUGAAGAACACUGUUACCAAUGUGAUCCAUUAAUUUUUUCAUGUCAUAUUGCUCUUUCUUGCAGAAAUAGUGUGUGGAUUCUGCUCCUUCUAUUUCUAAAGUUUAUAGCCACACACAGACUGUGGGAAAUGCAAGUCAGAGAAAAGAAUAUCUGAGAUGUAUUCUGCCACAUGGAGGCAGUAUGCAUUAGUGCAUAAUGGACAAGGUUUGCAUGAAUGUUGGGAAUAUAAAUAAUGGGUUUGGCAAAAUACAUUAAUGCUGAUAGUGGAGUUUCAUUCCAUUCUCCAUGUAUUGAUGUGCAGUCUGGACUCUUGCAUAUCAAGAAGACAAUAUCCUUCCCACAAAGAAAAAACAUCUGAUAUCAAAAAGGAGCAAACUAAAAAAAAGUUUGAUACCUGGAAUUCUGAAAGGCAAAUCUGCCCGACCAGCUGUGGCUGAAGAACACAUUCCUUUGAGGCAGCAAACAGAGCCACAGAACCAAGCUAAAGAUUUUCUCUGAGGAUGAAGCAAUUCUGUGUUUGAUAGUGAAGACAGAAUGAUGGUUGUGAAAAUCCUUUCUGUGCCUUUCAUAUCAAUUAAGAUGUUCUAUUUAUUAGCAGAAAUAUGAUGAAGAAUGAGUUCAGCUGUGAAAGUCUGCAUUAACAUGGUCUACUUGACCUCUAAAGGAUGCCUUAUAAUCUCUACAACAAAUCCUUCUAAAGUAUAAAAGUUUAGAAAUUAAAUGUUACGCUCCCAUGGUUUUCUUGGUGCCACACCAGUGUCCAAAGGCCCACUAUGUUAGGCUCUGUGCAAAGCCUAAUUGCAAGAGGACACGUACAGGAAACUUUGUAAAUGUCAACAAGUCCACAGAAAGUUGGUAUGGGAGGGACCUAUAUGUGGGUAGGAUAAGGACACAUAUCGGAAAGAGAAAAUGUCACUUAGCAGUGUGGAAAAAGAAGGAACUCUCUUAUUCCUCAACCCCUUCUGACUUCCCCAGAUCCUUUUUACACAUUAGCAUGAAAUACUGUAUUUUUUUAAGCUUCCCCAUAUCCUCAGAAGUAGAGAUUUAUGGUCCUCUAUCACAUAGGUUAUUUCACGAUUGGCUCAGGCCAAAUGAAUUUCUCCUCGGCUGUCAUAUCCACCAGGUGCUUUCCUUUCAGAGCAAACCCAGUCGUCAAAAGGAAGCUAGAUUUUAUUUAUGAAACAUUGUUUAUGUACUUAAAACUUUUUUCAUUGCACUCAGUGCCUAAAUGGUAAAGGUGCACGUUAUCUUUUGUCAGGGUGAUUUUUUUUAAAAAAAAAAAAGAGAAAGGAAAGCAAAUGAGGUCCUAGAAUCAAGUUAUUGUAGUAAAUAAAAGGUAGUUAACAUCUAAAGAAUAUAUAUACUUAUAUAUGUACAUACAGGGUUAUAGUGCUGCAUGUAGACUUUCCAGAAGAUCUGUUUCUGAUUUAGACACAUGUAAUUGACGAUUAAAAUCAUUUUAAGUGGGGAAGAGGAGAUUUUUUGCGCUCACUGCAGAGUGAGUAUAUCUGCUCUGCGUUAAUACCACUAAUAGCAUUCAUGAUACAUUGAAUCAAGCUGAGUCAUUUUAACAUGUAAUUGCAUAACUAGUUGAUAAGAAUGCAUAUGCAGGUAAUCGCUCAUUGUGGAGACUGCUCCAACUGUACAAAACCAAAUGUGAUCCUCUGGUUCCCUCUUUUGGCCAGCUAGCAUCCCUCAACAUCUUACUGGCCUGCAGAAUCCCAUGUGAGCUAGUUAGCAUCUCGUCUUUCUGAUAAUGAUUGAUUCUAACUGAUUAAAACAGGAAUGAUCAGAAAAUAAAUGCUUAAGUGUGGGUGAUCACAUAAAAAAGAAAUGUCUCUAUUCAGUCUUUCAGUAUCCCUAAAAUCUUAAAUCAUAUUCUGCCUCAGGACGGAAAAAUAAUCAUCAUCGGAAAAAGCUUUCACUAGCCCAUUUUGAUAUGCCUGAGUCAAAAAAAGAACAACAAAAUGUUCUUUUUAAAUCUUGACUUUUCCUGCAACAAUCACUAUAGUAUCUCAUCUUCUUUCAGCUUGAUAUUACUAUUACUACAGUUAUUGACAUCCCUAAGAGACAAAACUGUAUCCUGACUGCUGCAACAUGCAAAAUUUCAGAACAAAUCAUGUUUCUGAAGAAGUUGGAAAUGGAUUUCUCUUCAGAUAAACCUUACUUUAGAUAAAUAAUGAAUGCCAGCCAUGCUCCCAACUAAGCCUUUUUCAGAUGAAUACCAAAGUUAUACUGAUGCUGUUUCAAAUUGCACAACAAAUAAAAAUAUGUAAGGGAUAUGCAAUCCAAA